UCUCUAUCUAACACGCACACACGCAAAACAUGCAUGAACAAGAUUGCUAAUGCUGUAGUUCAAUCUCUUGUUGAUUCUUGAGUGUAGAUUGUGUUUUUUUUUCCUGGGUUUUCUGUAAAGAUCAUUUCUGUGCUGGUAUAAAUCUUGCAACAAACGCUCAUUGUGAAGUUUAGUGUAGUUUUUAGCUUUUCUUCGAAGGUUCUUUAGAUACGUUGAGAAGUUGCAAAUUCGCGUUGUUUUGCAUCUGAGUUUCGACAAUGAAGAAGAAAGUUAAGCAAAAGAUCAUAAACAAGGAAGAAAUAGCUGAAGACUGGUGUUUCGCAUGCAAAGAUGGAGGAAUACUCCGUGUAUGCGACUACAAGCAAUGUCUAAAAUCCUACCAUCCUUCUUGUGUGGGAAAGGAUGAUUCAUUUUUGGAUGGUGAAAGCCAGUGGAAUUGUGGUAAGCCACCCGUGACCCCGACAGCUGAUUGGCAUAUUUGCUCUCUCUGCCAUAGACCUUCAGAAUAUCACUGUUUUACUUGCACCAGUGCAUUGUGCCACCACUGCCGUCGUGCAUCAGAGUUUGUACAAUUUAAAGGCAAAAAUGGAUUCUGCUACAGUUGUCUAAAGCUUGUGGUCCUGAUUGAAGAAGACAUGAAUUAUGAUUCUGACGGGGAGAAGGUAGAUUUUAAAGACAGAGAAACAUUUGAGGGGUUGUUCAUGGAAUAUUAUGAGAUCAUUAAAGAGAAAGAACGUCUAAAUAUGAAGAAUAUUCGUUCAUCACUAGAUAGGCUAAAUAAGAGAAAGAGCUACAAGUCUGAUUCUGAUUCAAAAGAAUUUGCUGAAGAUCAUGAAGAAGAGAGUUCUGAUAGUGAGGACAACGAUUAUGGGAAGAAUUGCUUGAACCAGUACAAGAAAAGGAAAACUGAGAGAUCCAAUUCCAAUAGAGAGGAGUUUAUGGGCUGGGGUUCCCGAUAUCUAUUUGAGUUUCUUGCUUCGAUUGGUAAAGAUACUAGUGUAGCUCUAUCGCAGCAUGAUGUACUUUCCAUUAUAAAUGAUUAUGUCAAAGAAAAUAAGCUUUUUGAUCCGAAGAACAAGAAAAAAAUAAUAUGCGAUGCCAGUUUAAAAUCUCUUUUUAGGAGGAGGACAAUAAAUAAAUACAGAAUAUAUGAUCUUCUGGAUACCCAUUUUAAGGAGAACCAAGAUGAAACCGAAGAGGAUGAACUUGGGAAUAAUUCGGAAGACAAUGAAGCCAAAAUCUCUGUUGCUUGUAAAAGGCAGAGAAAGCAGGAUGCUGUGAAAAAAUCCCAGACAGAUGGGAAAGUAUAUGGUGCCCCUCGAAGUUAUUUCGCAUCCAUUAUAACUGACAAUAUGAAACUCGUCUACUUCAAGAAAAGCUUGCUAUUUGAGCUAUUUGAGCAACCUGAAUCAUUUGAAGAAAAGGUGAUAGGAAGCUUUGUUAGAGUCAAAACAGACCCAUAUGAUUACAAUCAAAAAAAUUCUCAUCAGCUCGUGCAAGUCAAAGGUAUAGAAAAGGUUUCAGUUGGUGAAAACAAUACUGAUAUCAUCCUUAAAGUUUCAUCUAUGCCAAAUGAAAUUCCCAUGAAACUGCUGUCUGAUAAUGAUUUCUCUGAGGAAGAAUGUGAAGAUUUGAGAAAAAAAGUGAUGGACGGCCAGCUCGCGAGGCCUACAGUGGUGGAGUUUGAAAGGAAGGCCAGAAUUCUUCACAAGGAUAUAACAAAGCAUUGGAUUAGUAGAGAGCUGGCUUUGUUACAAAAACUCAUUGAUCGAGCAAAUGAGAAAGGAUGGAGACGCGAGCUUUUUGAAUACUUGGAUAGGAGAAAGAAGCUUCAAACACCUUCUGAACAAUCACGGUUGCUUGAAAAUGUUCCCACGGUGAUACCGGAUCUAGAAUAUAUUUCUGAUGAUAGCAAGAAUGGCAUAAAAUUCGAUAAAGGCUCUUCAAAGUCAAUUCUUCAAUGUAGUUCUACUGUUCCCAAUGGUGGGCCAGAGGACAACCGAAUUUCAGAGUCCUUAGAGAUCAAGGACAAGAGGCUCAAGGCGCCUAUCACCAAGGUUUAUUCGAGAAGGAGAAAACUUGAAAUCAACUCACAUGAUCCAAGAAUUGACCCUGAAACAGUCACAGGAGAGAAGCUUAAUCAUAAUCGUGCAUCAGCUUCAGAAAAAAAGCAACAUCUUGCGGAAAGAUCUGCCUCGAGAGAACCUGUGCAAUUUGCUUCAGAAAAGAAAGAGAUUAAAUUAGAGGCCUGUCAUUUUAAAGAGAUGCCAAAGAACUCGCCACAAGGUAUGUAUGCUGUAAUUACAGCAGAUAAAACCCCAGAGGUUAAGAGCAUUGAGGUGAUUGACUUGGUUGGUCAUUGACGACAAAGACGAAGAUGAUAUGGACAUCAGUUGUGCUAUUACGAACAGGAAGUAAGUAAUAUUACUAUAUGGCGACGGCUCCCUGCAGCAUUUGCUUUGGAAAACGUAAUGCUUUUAGAUAAUAACGAACAAAAUCAGUCGAGAAGCUGAAAACUUCUCUUAAAGAACUGCCUGCAAGUUGUGUUUAUAGCAUCGUUUGGAGGGUCUAUUUUAUGGGUGAAUUUGUAGGAUGUAUUACCAACUUGGUUAAGGUACAUAUUUUCUGGUAAAGGUACAUAUUUUCCUUUUUCAUUUU
Olea europaea var. sylvestris is the source of this 2658-nucleotide messenger RNA. RefSeq lists its product as uncharacterized. The transcript has 12 exons. Lineage: Eukaryota; Viridiplantae; Streptophyta; Magnoliopsida; Lamiales; Oleaceae. The coding region runs from base 258 to 2363 and encodes 701 amino acids. The record is from RefSeq and is a predicted model, not a curated record. Gene Ontology annotation, molecular function: DNA binding.